CGCUGUGCGUCGCCUCAGUCACCACGGUAACGGUGCGUUUGUAAAAGUGUCUUAAGGGGGAAAUGAGGCUGAAACGGCUUCAUAUUCGCUAUUUUCCACCAGGAAUAAUCCUGGACUAUGAGAAAGGAGGACAGCAGAGGACUAAAUCCAUUGACCUGCUGGAUUUGACCCCCGAGUGUGAUGUGAACGAGGUUCUGUCAGAGAUCAGGAGAGUGGAGCCGCUAAUCACCGCCUCCCGAGCAGAGCAGGUGAAGAUUCUGAUCCAAAGACUGCAGGACAAGCUCAGCCAGCCGGACCACCGCAAGUUCUACCUGUUCAAGGCGCUCCAGGCUCAUAUCCUGCCUCUGACGAAUGUUGCCUUCAAUAAAUCAGGGUCGAGUUUUAUAACUGGGAGCUACGACAGGACGUGUAAAAUAUGGGACACUGCAUCAGGAGAGGAGCUGCAGACGCUGGAGGGCCACAGAAACGUCGUUUACGCCAUCGCUUUCAACAACCCCUACGGGGACAAGAUAGCCACUGGCUCCUUUGAUAAAACCUGCAGGUUAUGGAGCGCUGAAACGGGGAAAUGUUUCUACACCUUUAGAGGACACACCGCCGAAAUAGUGUGCCUGGCCUUUAACCCUCAGAGCACACUGGUUGCCACGGGCAGCAUGGACACCACAGCUAAAUUAUGGGAUGUGGAGAGCGGUGAGGAGGUUUAUACCCUGGCCGGUCACUCUGCUGAGAUAAUCUCUCUCUCCUUUAACACGGUUGGGAAUCGUUUGGUCACAGGCUCGUUUGACCACACAGUCAGCGUGUGGGACGUUUCUUCAGGCAGACGAGUGCACAUGCUGAUAGGCCACAGAGCAGAGAUCAGCAGCGUGAACUUUAACUGGGAUUCAUCCCUCAUCGUCACUGCCUCCAUGGACAAAACCUGCAAGGUGUGGGACGCUGAUGGUGGUCAGUGUUUAGCUACUCUUGUUGGUCAUGAUGAUGAAGUGCUGGAUGUUUGCUUUAACUACACUGGUCAACUCAUCGCUACGGCUUCAGCAGAUGGUACAUCACGGGUGUUUAACGCGCAGACAUACGAGUGUGUGUGUAAACUGGAGGGCCAUGAAGGAGAGAUCUCUAAGGUGUGUUUUAACCCCCAGGGGACGUGUGUGUUGACGGCCAGCGCGGAUAAGACGGCGCGCGUGUGGAGUGUGAGCUCCGGAUCCUGCCUGCAGGUGCUGGAAGGACACACUGACGAGAUCUUCUCCUGCGCCUUCAACUAUGAAGGAGACGCCAUCAUCACAGGCAGUAAGGACAACACCUGCAGGAUCUGGCGCUGAGGGGAACGUGUGUGUUUCUGCUGGAACCUGCAGGAUUUUGAGGAACGUCUCAGUGUUAAACACAUCCUGAUCUCUGUGCUGAAGACGUGUGGAGCAGAAAUGUGUCUAGAUUCAGUCUCUGUGCUGCUCUUUUACGGUACACUCUUCAAAAAGAUGGUUCUUCAAGGGUUCUUUAGUAAAGGGAAUGGUUCUAUUUUAAUCAAUUAAUCAACCUUUAUUAAAACUCAGAGUACACUGACCCUCAUUUACAAUGUAGCCGAGCCAAUACAGAAAACAGCACUGCAACUGCAAAAAAUGGAAUCUUGUCAAGUAAAAUAAUCUUAAAUAUGGUCAGAAAAUAUUUCUC
Molecule: messenger RNA, 1656 nt
Organism: Colossoma macropomum (tambaqui)
Lineage: Eukaryota; Metazoa; Chordata; Actinopteri; Characiformes; Serrasalmidae
Gene: daw1
Product: dynein assembly factor with WDR repeat domains 1
Exons: 13
Coding region: 63-1310 (415 amino acids)
Biological process (GO): mRNA splicing, via spliceosome
Cellular component (GO): U4/U6 x U5 tri-snRNP complex
Molecular function (GO): protein binding; U6 snRNA binding; U4 snRNA binding
Source: RefSeq, a predicted model, not a curated record